UAUUUUUUAAACAGAACGCUUGGAAAGAUGCUAGUUCCAGGAUUUGAAAUCUCUGCACAUUACGUCCUCAUUUGCGGAUUAAGAUUUUGCGUCACGACACUGAGAAUAUUUGCACAGCCAGGGCUUACUGUUUGAUCGAUUCUUGCAGUUUUGAUGUUGAAGAAGUGUUUGUGGUACUGGUAUAUAUUUACCCUCAAGGUGUCAUUGGUUUUACUUGUAAUUGUUGUGUUUAUUGGAGAGUUUGGAUGUUUUCUAUGGGCUUUUUUUACUUGGAGGAUUCCUGACCAAUCCAGAGAUUCACUGAAUUUACUUCUCAUCUCUGACUCACAAAUCCCGGGAUACAAGGAAGAACCUGAAGGAAUUCAAGGAUGUAUAACACGUGUGGAUACAGACUGGUAUUUAUUCAAGGCUUUUUAUCUGGCCUUGGCAUCGUUUUCACCUGAUGCUGUUAUUCAUUUAGGUGACAUUUUAGAUGAAGGAUCAAUUGCUACAGAUGAGCAAUAUGAGGAGUAUAAGGCAAGACAUGAUAAGAUUUUCCACACCUUUGACAGAUCUGAAAGGAUCUAUGUUGCUGGGGACAAUGACAUUGGAGGUGAAUGGAGUGAUAUCCUCACAGAACAAAAAACAUUGAGAUUUCAACGACACUUUGGUCCCAUAAAUGAUGUGGUGAAACUGAAGUCUUUUCAAAUAAUUAAGAUCAAUUCAGCAAGUUUGUUAAGAAGAAAACCUUUUAGAGAGGAAAGAAAAAUCUACAAUAAAACUGUAGAUUUUAUCAAUAAUCUUUCUCCAAAACUGGACAAGGAGAAGAUUUCCAUUUUAGUUGGUCAUGUUCCUAUUGACGAAAUUAGUGUAAAACAUGAUGUUCCAUUGCGCAAGUUAAUUCGAACUAUGAAACCAACUUAUGCGUUCUCAGGUCAUCUUCAUGAGCCAGCCACUGUUCAACAUGAGUUCGGAAUAUUUACCUUUACAGAAUAUGUGGUGCCUACCUGCAGCUAUCGCAUGGGAACGAAAAUGAUGGGGGCAGCCGUGGCAGUUGUAGGUAAUGAUGGCUCCAUCGCAUAUUCCAUUCUUCCUCUCCCAAGUCGAUACUUAUUUCUUCAUGUGUACUUGGUGUCCUUGUGUGUCUCCCUGGCAAUAUCACUACCUGGGUUCAUGAUAUUUGUCAUACAAAUGUUGGAGAAAAGACUUGUGGGCACAAAACAUGACCUUGUAAUAAUGAAAUUAAAGGAUUUAUGACAUUCAAAGAACAAACCACAUCAGAAUCAUAGGGAUACCAAACACAAUUUUAGUGCAACCUUUAUAUUCUCUUGAUAAAGCAGUUGUUAUUUCUUAUUGUUCCCGAUCCGAACAGAGGAAUUUGAAAUAAAACGAAGUUGAAAUUAGA
Molecule: messenger RNA, 1384 nt
Organism: Pocillopora verrucosa
Lineage: Eukaryota; Metazoa; Cnidaria; Anthozoa; Scleractinia; Pocilloporidae
Product: metallophosphoesterase 1 homolog
Biological process (GO): GPI anchor biosynthetic process
Cellular component (GO): endoplasmic reticulum
Molecular function (GO): hydrolase activity
Source: RefSeq, a predicted model, not a curated record